AGAGAAAACGGUGGCACCUCAAAGCGGAAGUGGGGGGGGACGCUUUUGGCCAGGGACGGGAAGCUCCUCGGCCUGGGCGCAGAAGCGGGGGGAAGAUGGCGGGGCUGUCGGUGAGGGACCCCGCGGUGGACCGCUCCCUGCGCUCCGUCUUCGUGGGGAAUAUCCCUUAUGAAGCCACAGAGGAACAAUUAAAGGACAUUUUCUCAGAGGUUGGACCCGUUGUCAGCUUCCGGUUGGUCUAUGAUAGAGAGACCGGCAAGCCUAAAGGAUAUGGCUUCUGUGAGUAUCAAGACCAGGAAACAGCUCUCAGUGCCAUGCGGAACUUGAACGGGCGUGAGUUCAGCGGGAGAGCCUUGCGUGUGGACAACGCUGCCAGUGAGAAGAACAAAGAAGAGCUAAAGAGCCUCGGAACCGGUGCUCCCAUCAUCGAAUCACCCUAUGGAGACCCCGUGAACCCUGAAGAUGCUCCUGAGUCCAUCAGCAGGGCAGUGGCCAGCCUUCCACCUGAGCAGAUGUUUGAGCUGAUGAAGCAAAUGAAGCUCUGUGUCCAGAAUAGCCCGCAGGAGGCUCGGAGCAUGCUUCUGCAGAACCCUCAGCUCGCCUACGCCCUGCUGCAGGCCCAAGUUGUGAUGCGGAUUGUUGACCCAGAGAUUGCUUUGAAAAUUUUGCAUCGCCAGACCACCGUUCCUUCUCUGAUUCCAGGAAACCCACAAGCAGGUCCAGGUCCUGGGCCUGGACCCGGGCCUGGACUUGGUCCGAAUGCACCAAUGAACCAGCCAAAUAUGCCCUCCUCCCAGCCACAACCAAUAGGAGGCAUGCACAUCAAUGGAGCCCCACCUCUGAUGCAGCCACCCAUGCAAGGAGGAGUGCCAGCCCCAGGCCAGAUGCCCACUGCAGUACCUGGCCCUGGUCCCUUGGCUCCAGGAGGUGGAAUGCCAGGGGCUGGCCCAAUGCUCUUGGAACGUGGGCAAGUGGACAAUGAGAGAGAGGCUUUCCCCAGUAAUGCUCCAUCAGGGAACCUGCAGCUCUCUCCCGUGGGACCUGCCAGGCCUGCCUCUAUUGAGCGAGUUCAAGUUCCAAUGCCAGACCCCCGGGCCCCCAUGCAGCGUGGUGGACCUAUGCCAGCCAGCGGGCCACCACCCCGAGGCCUUCUGGGAGAUGCCCCAAAUGACCCACGUGGGGGGACCUUGCUCACAGUCACUGGAGAAGAGACCAGAAGUUACCUUGGACCCCCCCACCAGGGGCCACCCAUGCACCACAUGCCCGGCCAUGAUGCCCGAGGGCUGCCCCCACAUGAAAUGAGAGGUGGACCAAUGGGAGACCCCAGGCCCAUGAUGGGAGAGCCAAGAGGGCCCUUGAUGGAUGGCCGAGGUGGACGAGACCCCAGAGGCAUGGAGCCCAGAGGCAUGGAACCUAGAGGGAUGGAUACCAGGGGCAUGGAGCCUCCAAGAGGAAUGGAGCCUCCAAGAGGCAUGGAGCCUCCAAGAGGAAUGGAGCCUCCAAGAGGCAUGGAGCCAAGGGGCAUGGAGCCUCCAAGGGGCAUGGAGCCACCCAGAGGGAUGGAGCCAAGAGGCAUGGAGCCUCCAAGGGGCAUGGAGCCUCCAAGGGGCAUGGAACCUCCAAGGGGCAUGGAACCUCCAAGGGGCAUGGAGCCCAGAGGGAUGGAGCCUCCCAGAGGCAUGGAGCCUCCCAGAGGCAUGGAGCCCCCCAGAGGCAUAGACGCAAGAGGCAUGGAGCCCCCCAGGGGCAUGGAGCCUAGAGGGAUGGAGCCCAGAGGCAUGGACACACGAGGCAUGGAGCCGCCCAGAGGGAUGGAGCCUAGAGGUCCUGGUCCCAGCCCAAGGGUCCCGAUGACUGGGCCUCUUAACAUGGGAACAAGUGGCCCACAAGGGCCACGACAGGUUCCUAAUUUGCCAGGGGCAGCAAUGCAGGCCACAGGGAUGCCGGGCGCAGGCGUACAAGCAGCCACCCAACCUGGGGGGUUCAGUCCCGGCCAGAACCAGGUGACACCUCAGGACCACGAAAAGGCUGCACUCAUUAUGCAGGUCCUCCAGCUGACGGCUGACCAGAUAGCCAUGUUGCCUCCGGAGCAAAGGCAGAGCAUCCUCAUUCUCAAAGAGCAGAUACAGAAGUCCACGGGCGCCCCUUGAUGGGCAUUCUUUGGGCCUGGAGAUCGUCUUACGAAAUUCAGCAUUUGUAGGAUUCAGAACUGAAGGCAGCUUAUUCUAUGCCCUUACCUUGACUGAGCCAGACCUGCAGCAAAGGAGGGGUUUCCUUUUCUCCCGCUCUAAAUGGUUCACUCUUCCUUGUUUUUUGUUUACUUCCUUGUGUUUCAAAUAAAACCCUGUCCUGGAUUUGACUAAAA
Anolis carolinensis (green anole) is the source of this 2365-nucleotide messenger RNA. RefSeq names its product cleavage stimulation factor subunit 2 (gene cstf2). Lineage: Eukaryota; Metazoa; Chordata; Lepidosauria; Squamata; Anolidae. The transcript has 16 exons. Gene Ontology annotation, cellular component: mRNA cleavage and polyadenylation specificity factor complex. Gene Ontology annotation, molecular function: mRNA binding. The coding region runs from base 96 to 2150 and encodes 684 amino acids. The record is from RefSeq and is a predicted model, not a curated record. Gene Ontology annotation, biological process: mRNA 3'-end processing.